Salvia miltiorrhiza (redroot sage) is the source of this 1836-nucleotide messenger RNA. RefSeq lists its product as uncharacterized. The transcript has 3 exons. NCBI's taxonomy places the organism in Eukaryota, Viridiplantae, Streptophyta, Magnoliopsida, Lamiales, Lamiaceae. The coding region runs from base 1 to 1836 and encodes 611 amino acids. The record is from RefSeq and is a predicted model, not a curated record. Gene Ontology annotation, molecular function: zinc ion binding.
AUGUCUAAGGAAGACCUUUGUCAUGCGAAGUUGAUGCAAGAGGUGCACGAUCAAUUAAACGAGGAUGGUCGAUCCACUUAUAUGCUUUUCUACACAUCGACCACGGACGAAGGGCGAAAAAUAAAAGUGGCUUUGAAGACUGAUUCGGAUUUGAACCGGCUGAUUUCCGAGCAUAAGAAAUAUCCCGUUGUUUACGUGAUCGAGAAGGGCAAACAAUCUGCGGCUCCGGUUCCUCAGACUCAAGAGCGGGAAGCGUGGAGACAGACAGGGCCUCAGAAUUUCACAUCGGAUGAUCAGCCCGAUGUCGAGCCUCGUGUUGGAGUUCAGCAGCUUGAGGCACGUGACUGGGGGAUUCCAGUCCUCGAUUUUGACGAUGCGCCGGCAUUAGGUUGGGAGGCUUCUAACGUAUUGGAGAGCGGGAUAUUAUCAGUGGGGGCUCUAUUCCGGUCGAAGAAUGAUUUGGCAAUCGCUGUUGGCCUGUACCAUAUGGAGAAUCACGUGGAGUACGCCGUGCAUCGUUCCAGUACGACCCGUUUGUGGUUUGUUUGCAAGCAUGGCAACGGUUGUCCGUUCAUGCUGCGAGCCGUUCAGAGUGCAUCGAUCUGGAGAGUGAUCAAGGUGGUGAUGGAUCAUACCUGCCACACGGAUUUGAAUCGUACUGCCCCGAGACAGAUUCCGGCGAGGGUUGUUGGAAGAUAUUUUGCACAGAAAUUGGUAGGCGAGGGGGUCGUUUUGAAGCCGAAGGAGAUGAUGUCAGAGAUGCAGCGCUUAUUCGGUAUUGAGAUCAAUUACAGCUUCGCUCUCCGUGCAAGAAACAUCGCGAUUGAGAUGACAUAUGGUGAUUUUGGGAACUCGUAUCAGAUGCUCCCAUCGUAUUUGUAUAUGCUGAGAAUGAGUAAUCCCGGCACAUUAUACGACCUUGAGAUGAAGGAUGAUGGCAAGUUCCAUCAUAUGUUUGUUGCACUUGGACAGAGCGUGGCUGCCUUUGAGAAGGGUUACUUGAGGCCGGUCAUCGUCGUAGACGGGACCCAUCUGAAGGGAAGGAACGGCGGCAUUUUGUUCGUCGCUGUUACAAAGGAUGGGAACGAAGCAAUAUUUCCUCUCGCAGUUGGGCUUGGUCCUAUCGAGAACGACGAGUCUUGGACUUGGUUCUUCCACCGACUGCGGACUUGCUUUGGUCAGCCGGAUGAUCUCUUGAUUGUGUCUGAUCAGCACAAGAGCAUCAGAAAUGCUGUGGAGUGUGUCUACCCGAACGUCCCUCACGGGUUGUGCUAUUACCAUAUCCAGAAGAAUCUCGCGCAUUAUGGGCAGCAUGUAGCUGCAGUCUUCAAAGCAGCGGCAUAUUCCUAUCGAUCAGACGAUUUUCAAAGGAAUUUUUCUGCGCUUCAAGUACUGAAAGUCAACGCGCACACACGCCUCAACACUAUUGGUGUGGAGAGAUGGGCCAGGUCCAAGUGCCCUGUACGACGCACGAGCUUCAUGACGUCGAAUGCUGCCGAGAUGAUGAACAGUAGACUGUUGUGGGCACGAUGCCUCCCGGUUGCUUCAUUGAUCGAGACCUAUCGAGCCAUUAUGGAGAAAUGGUUCGAUAGGCGACGCAUCUCGGCUGCAUCGAGGUCACAUGAGUUGACUGAGGUAGUAGAGGGAAAGUUGCAUGUGGCUGUCGAAGCGGGUCGGCAAUUGGCUGUUCGAGGGACGACGACGCACAUGUUUAGUGUUGAGGAUGAUCAUGCAUUCUACAUUGUCGAUCUCGAGAAUCGGAUUUGUAGUUGUGCUCAGUUCGACCUGGAUGACAUUCCGUGUCGUCAUGCUUGUGCCGCUAUUAGGCGUGCAUGA